UCUUUCUCUUGCUGCGCGCCGAGACUAGAGCUCAAAUACACAUCAACUCGUUUAAUGGUUUUGAAGUACCUGUGUGUCUCUUUCUGCAGUUCGGACGCGAGCUUUCUUUAAUACUCCAACUGGAUAUUAUAACAUUUCAGAGUAUUUUUGAUGUUGAUUCGUCACUGGAAACACUAAAAUAAGGAAAAGGAGAAAAAAAACACAAAUCAGGGAUACCAAGUCCAGUCUUUUUGGUGGAUUAUUAACUUUUGAGACAUGCCAGAGAAGCAAGCCAUACCCCAAUCAACCUGCCUGACUCCCACCAAAAUCUCAGUUAUCACCCUUGGAAUUCUAGUAUUCCUGUCCGGGAUUGGUGUGGCUGCCUGGGCCAUUGUCACCUUCCUAGUCAAGACAGAAGAUCUUGGAUUAUAUGAUGCCUGUCUCUCCUGUUCAGUGCAGAUCAAUUCAGCUGACCUGCGGCUAUCUGUUUAUGACCGCACAGGCGGCAAGUGGAGGUCAGUCUGUUCUUCCAGCUACAAUGAAGUUGUUGCUCAGAUCAGCUGUGAAGAAAUGGGCUUUAUCAGGUAUCUGUCUUAUUCAGAAAGAACCGUCAGCACAGUUGGUGCCAAUGGCUCAGCUGGAUACUUUUGUGUUGAUGAGAAAGAGCUGCAGUUUGGCAAAAAGAUCCAAGAGGUUUUGUUUCCUUGUGACUGCGAGAGCGGCAAAGUCCUAACUGUCAACUGCCAAGACUGCGGGAGACGAAAGUUGCCUGUGGAUCGCAUUGUGGGUGGCCAAGAUGCCAGCCUAGGGAAGUGGCCAUGGCAGGUCAGCCUACGUUAUGAUGGCAGUCAUCUCUGUGGAGGCUCAAUUAUUUCUGACCGCUGGAUCAUCACUGCUGCCCAUUGCUUUUCUGAGAGACACCGAGUUCUCAGCCGAUGGCAUGUUUUUACCGGUUCCAUCUCCCAAACGUCCCCUGGUAAUAACCUUCCAAUUCAGGCUGUCAUCUACCAUUCUGGAUAUCAGCCAUUUGUGGAUUCAAACAUUGAUGACAACAGCAAUGAUAUUGCUGUAAUUUUCCUGGCCACCCCACUCACCUUUUCAGAGUAUAUUCAACCAGUGUGUCUCCCUGCACUAAGUCAACAACUUUCUGAUGGAAAAAUCUGCACAGUAACAGGAUGGGGUAACACAAAGUAUUAUGGUCAGCCAUCGGAUGUCCUACAGGAAGCCAAUGUGCCCGUAAUUAGUAACAGUGUUUGUAAUGGAGAGAAUUUUUAUUGGAACCAAAUCACCAACACAAUGUUCUGUGCUGGUUAUGCAGAAGGAGGCACUGAUGCCUGCCAGGGAGACAGUGGUGGUCCCUUUGUAUGUGAAGACAGUAUCUCUAAAACCAGUCGCUGGCGACUUUGUGGUGUGGUGAGUUGGGGAACAGGCUGUGCUCUACCACAAAAACCAGGGGUCUACACCAAGGUGAGCCAGUUCCAUGAAUGGAUCUCCAAUGCAAUGAGGACAUACUCUCAAAAGUCUGGAGUUUUUAGCUCAGGCUAGCAAUGUAAGCAGCUGUGGAGACCUGUCGAAGGAUAUUUUAACUGAAAAUGUGAAUCUCGUGCAAGUUUAGAUGAAGGACUUUCUAUGACUUUGACUGUAUAUUUCAGGGGAAAUUGGGUGGAUGCCUGGAUCUUCUCUUUUACUGUAUUGUUUUGGUUUCUUGAGCCAGGUAAUACUGUCACUUGCUUUUGUGAGCAGGAACAAGACCACAUAAUGACAUCAAUGGUUCAAAUGAUAUAAUUAGCUCACUGACUUUUUCAUUUUGAAAUUGUCUGAUUUUUUUUUUUAUCUGUGAUACUGAAUGUGCAGAAGAUAUCGUCUUCAUCACUGCAGGAGAGCGUUCAAAAGGGAUGUAGCACAAAUCUUUUAAAAUACAACCUAGGUUUAUGGUAGAACAUUCAGCCAUCCUUUUCUAAACCCCCAGCUGUGUGUAUUAUAGAACAUUUUCUCCUGAUAUACUUUGGGGAUGUACAGUACAUAAAGGAGAAAAUGGACACUUAUUAGACCAUGAGACUUCACUCUCUAAGCUAAUAUCUAAGAUGAGCCUAAUGAAUAAAUUAAUUUUUGUUGACCCAGUCUUUGGAGAUAUUUCCAAAAGUGCUGCUUUCAUGUUCACAACUCAGCCUUUUCCUUUUUACUUCAAGUUGUUUUUAUUAUUUUUAUUUUUCCUGAUAUACAAAUUCAUUUAUAAGGAGAAAUUAAUCUGAGUCUGCAAAGAGUUUUCUUUAGGUAGUUCCAUCAGAAAAAAAUGUAUAUGUAAGGUUCAUUGGCGGCUCUGAAUUUUCCCAUUGUGAGCGAGCAUAUAUUUGAAUCAGAACAAACUCGGUGUACAUUAAAAGUGCUAGAUCGAGGAAACACUUACCUUCUGCGUGAUGCUGGCUUGCUUUUCCUAUGCCAUUUUUCACCUAACCUCAGAAAGAAACAACAAGGAACUAGAACUAAAAAUCAGAACCAAGAAAAUGGCCAGAUUCUAUGUGUAUUUCCUUUAAAGACAAGAAUGUAUCCAGAGUAGUCACUUAUAUGUUUAUUACUUUAAAUAUAAGCAGUCAGUAUUUACAUACUCACACAAAUGAUAGAUGGUAAUUGUUUUUCUGCUUUUUCAUAUUUUUGUUACCACAGUUUUAUACAGUUUCCUUUUUCCAGCUUCUUUUAAUAUUUAUGCAUUAUGAUCGAUUGAGGAGAAUUGUUAAGGUGUCAGCCUGGUCAUCCAUGUAUACUUCUAAGGCAGUGAAAAAACAUAAACAGAAAGUAGCCAAAAAUCAGGCUUCAGGUCGCUUUGUUGCCUUAUAGCUGGUUAGUCACGCGGUAGCUCAGUCCUGUGCCGUGCUCUGUUCACAGAGUGACACCCCCUUCCUUCAAAUUGUGACUUGUAGGCGGGUGACCAGAAGGGGUGGAGUCACAUGCCCUCACUGGGUGUCUUCUCGGUGCUGUGGAAGGAAUAAGAGAGGCCAUGAUUAGCGACAGCGACCCCGGUAACAGCACAUUAAGUGUCCAUAAUUACACUGUAACUACUAUGUAAUUACCUGUAUAAGUACAGUGUAACUAUGAGUUAUUACUCUGUACUUACUGUGUAAUACAAAGUAACGCCAUAGUUAAUUACUCAGUUGUCAUUGUUAUUCCAAAGUUUUUAUAAUUACAAUGUAACAAUUUAUCACUGAUCCAAAAACAAGUGUACUUACAUAGUUACAAUGUAUCUGUACAUUCAAAAUGUAAUAAAAACAUCAGGGUAUGUAAUUACAACUAUGUAACAGAUGUUCCAUGGUCUGGGCAAUUUUAACGGAGAAUUGCAGUGAUAACUGCAUAGGUUUUCAAUGAUAUUUGAAGAUCUGUUUGAAAUGCAAGCUGUGCUCCAGUGUAAAUGCAACAUAAUUUUUCACAAAACCGAGCAUUUCCCAAAACAAAACUAGUCCAGACCUCUAAAACAAGAGGCAUAAACUGUCAUUUCCCUGACACAUCUUUUUGUUUUUUAUGGUGAAAGUCUUUUAUUUCCUGUAACUGUGAGGAGGUAACUGUUGCUUUAAUAUUUAAGUGAGCCCAUCCAUCAUCACACUGCUCACUUGUUCAGUCUUUUCUGGGGUCUUCACUACAAUAUUUUGUGAUUCCUUGUAUCUGCCCUACUUUUUCUCGUUGUCGUUGCCCCAUCAUUAUGUUAGUGUUUAAUACUGGCCAUGUUCUGGUCUUGUACUGAUCGUCACUCAUCAUUUGUUGGUUUCUUGCCUUUUGCCUCUCAUCACAAGCGUCUGUCACCUUUCCAUCCCAUGAAUGUUGCUGAAAAUCUAUUGAAAUGGUUACCAGUUUAGCAAGAAAAACAGCUUAAAGUCUUCCAUAAUAGUUUCUCUUAGCUGUUAGUGAUUAUGAUUACAUAUACUGUCACUAUUUAAUGAUGAUUUAUUUUAAUAAUGGCAAUGUAUUCUAUCAAUCAGGGAGCAACCUCUUUAAUAUAGCUUUAAUAUUUCAGGUUAAGUUUAAAAAGUCAUAACCUAAUAUUUCUUGUAAAUCUGAGUAUAUUUAUAACAUUACGUUCUGAUCCAGUUCAGGGUUGCCUUAGCCUCAGACUUAUUCCAGCUGGGCACACAGCAAAAACAAGCCUUUGGCUUGAUGACAGACCAUUACAGGGCACACACACUCACAUUGUGCCAAUUAAGAGUCACCAAUUAAUGUUACAUGCAUGCUUUUGAGGAUGUGAUAUUUUUCUUAAUUAAAAUUGUGGAAUAUUAAAAUAAAUAAGUAAAUACAUCUCAUUAUUAAUUUUUUAAAUGUUACAAAUAUGAUUAACUAUUAAUAUGAGGAGAAAUUUAUCAACUUCAGGUCAUUGCUAGUUUACGCAAAUCUCACGUUUGCAUUUUGCUUAUUUAAAUGCCAGCUGAAGACUCAAGUUACAGAAGUAUAUACUUUUAUGAUCAGGAUGGAAAUAGUCAGCUCAGAAAUGCACUUUUAAUGGACUAUGUGAAAGUGCGGUGGAAAAAAAAGAUCAAAAAUACCAACAGCCAAAAAAACACUAAGCAACAUUCAUUGUCAGAAAAAAAAAAUUCAAAGUAAAUCUCAACACUGACUAAUAAUCUUUACCUUUCAUUUAAUAAUCAUACGAUUCUUCACAAAGUUGUGAAUUUUAUCCAGAAUCUUGGAUACUGAUACAUGUUUGCCACCAUCUUUUAUACACUAGGUAUGAUAAAGUCUGCUGUUCAUGAGCCAAGCAACAGGCCCAUGUUAAAAACAAAAUGGCCACGACAAUACAGAAGCAGCCCAAAAAGUUGUUGUAGUAAACAUAAUAAAUGAAAUGAAAUAAUAAUCUUAAUAACACAAUAAAUAAUAGCCUUCUAAAUUUUUAUCACUCACAACAAUGUUAACAUUUUCUGGCUACAUUACUAUAUUUUUUAUUUUUACUGAGUAAAUCUGUAAGAAUAAUAUAUUAUGAUAAAGAAUAGAUUUACAAUGACAAAUUUAAAAGCUGCCAAAUAUUAUGCUGGUCUAACUAUUAAAAGUUUAAUGACAUAUUAUUAAAUAAAGUACAUGUUCAGGUUCAUGGUUGUAUAUGGGUUCUUAGUGCAUAAUUGCAUAAUUCUUUAUUUUAUAUAUAUACGUGUGUGUGUGUGUGUGUGUGUGUGUGCGUGUGUGUGUGUGUGUAUAUUGUGGAAACCAGGGGCACUCCAGCCGCCCCAAACCCACCCCGACAAAGCCAGGCAGAGACAUGAGUUUGCCACACAACACAUGUUUAUUCACGUGGGAAGCGCUUUUCUUGCUCCCCACAGCAUCACAACACAAAUAAACAGCACCAAAGCUUCUCUCUUUCUCCGUUUCCACUCCUCUCCCAGCAAGCUUUGUCCACUUCGUCUGACUCUGGCUCCCCGAGUAGUGGCGGCAGGCUCCAGAAGGACUCCAGGUGUCCAAUGAGCUUCUUCCGGUAACACUUCUGGGUGUGGCGGAAGUGCUGAUAAAUAGGGCAUGGGAAAUGACCAGGUGGCCCAUGGCGGUGGCCACGGGCCCCAGCAGUAUUGAGCUUCAAUGCUCCAAACCCUGUGGCCCUGCUGCAAGCCAAGGGUGCUUCCUUGUAGCAUUCCGGGUAAGAUAAUGUCCUGAAUAAACUCUGUCCCCCUGUCCUUCCACUAUCAAGGCUUCGCGGCCAGGUAAGGGCCCCGGCAGUCCACCACAAUAUAUAUAUAAUAAAGUAAAGGGCAUCCCAAAGCAUGUGGCAUAUCAUCUAAGAUGGGUUCAAGUCUGCAUAGUCAUUGUAGACCUCAGUGUAUUCAGCAUUAAUGUUUCCUGAAAUAUAUUACAUACUGUAUUAAUGGAAUGGAAUGCAUUUUGAUAUGCAUGUAGUAAUAAACUGCAUUGCAUUUUUCAUUCCAAGAGAUGGUUUACAUCAGCACUGCUUUUAUAAGUCCCAUACCAAAUGGGCAGAGCAACCAAGACACAGACACUUAUCCUUUUAUGAAGUUGGAGGAUAGCUGAUUUCUGUCUGUUCAACAGUCACUCUCUGUUAAUGACUGCAGUGCACCAUCAAGUGGGAUGUAUUUUGUAAUGCAUGUAGUAAUAAAAUACAUUGCAUUUUUCAUUCCAACCGAUGACACAUUACAAACAUUAUCACUGCCUUUACAAAUACCAUACGAAAUGGCAUAUAACAAAGACAUAGCAACUGAACUGACACACAGACACACACACAGACACUUGUUUGUUUAUUAAGGUGGACAUUAUUACCACGUAUGUUAUGCAGGUUUUCUAGUCUGUCUUAUCAUACACUAAACCAUCCCAUCAGCAGUUUGUUGAAUCAUAGCAAGAGGAGUCUAUAUUUGCUGGAUAAUGAUGAAAACAAUUGGAUUGGUUUUAGUUGUAACUUACACUAGGGUGGAUUUCUGCAGUCGUGGUUGCCAAGUCUAAAAUCUGAGAAGGUCAUUACUGCAGGAAAGCCAAAAAAUAAACAUUUGCCAUUUUUUUGUCCAUCUGCAGUGUUUGUUUAGUACAUUUUAAAAAUGCAAGCCGUAGUUGUUUUAAUAGUCUUUUUGUUGAUAUUAAGCUAUAUCUCAUAUAAGAUCUUAAAUCUUUUUCAGUGUAAAUAAUAAAAUAAUAAACACUUUUUAGGUUUCAGAUUAAGUAAUUACUCCUAGGGUGCUUUUAUUUUCAUAACUUGGUCUUUUUAUUUUACGUUAAAAUUGAAUCUCAGCUUAUUAUCCAUGUGUUUGAUACAGAAGUGCCUUUUUCAGGCCUAUGAAUGUGUGUAGCCUUUGACUGAUUAUGACCAAAUAUUAACUGCAAUGAAGUCUACAAUGCAAUGACUUUUCUUAAUUAUUUUUAAUUCUAAAAAAGAAUUUAAUUGUAUUACACAGCAUAUUUUGCACACUGGAUACCUGGUCAUUGGACCCGGAGUUUUUUGUUUGUUUUGUUUUUCUGUAAAUAUUCUUUUUGCUUGAUAUGUCAUGCAACUGUUUAUUUUAUUGCAUUUUUUUGGUCUAAACCAUAUAACGUUUUGAUUGCAGGUAAUGAUUUUUAAUUGUUAAUACCAUUUGCAUUGCUAUUUUUUGUAUUAUUUUGAAAUUCAUAAAAUCUCUGUUAUUAAUUA
Messenger RNA from Erpetoichthys calabaricus (reedfish), 7078 nucleotides. RefSeq names its product hepsin (gene hpn). Gene Ontology annotation, cellular component: membrane. The coding region runs from base 256 to 1524 and encodes 422 amino acids. The record is from RefSeq and is a predicted model, not a curated record. The transcript has 13 exons. Gene Ontology annotation, biological process: proteolysis. Gene Ontology annotation, molecular function: serine-type endopeptidase activity; serine-type exopeptidase activity. Lineage: Eukaryota; Metazoa; Chordata; Cladistia; Polypteriformes; Polypteridae.